UGAAAAAAGGGAAAUUCAAGGUAUUAUUACACCUCCCAACUGCUCCUGAAACAGGGUACAGUCUCCCCUUUCUUUCCCUCAGCAAACUUUCCUGAUUAGUUACUGUCUUCACACCCAGGCUGACUUCUGUACUCUGGUUUCAAACAGUGACCUCAUUGCGUUGUUCAGCUGGUGAGAAACUACAGUAAAAUGGGAGAGGUAAACAAAGGGGGGGAGCUAAUAGCCUGAAGAUUUAGGAGGCAGGAGUCUGCUCCUCGCCAUCCUACUCCCAUUGUGCACCUGAGCUUGAGAAAGUGCAAGUUCAGCCUCGACAAGUGCUUUCCUGUGCUGGUUCCUCUGGAAACUCAGCCCAACCCCACAGAUGGUGCACACUGAGCUAUGACUCAGAACAACCAGUGUGCAAGCUGUGUGCCCACGUGUGCUUAGAUCCAUGUUCCUAUCACUGUAUCACUGCCACAGAUUCCAGAGUUAACACAAAAACCCAUACAUCUACUGCAGCACAAGUUCCAUGUCCCCUAGCCAACCAGCUCAUCAAAACAUAGGUGUUAAAAAACAGAGCCUAUACUGUCACAGCACCAGAUUUGUGACAGCUCACUGCAGUCAGCAGUGAGACUAUUGCCAGCUGAGCUGCAGCUCAUGCUCACUGUGGUUAAAGCAAUAACAUUAACAGCACUCUGCCUCAGAGAAUGUCAGUGUCACUGCAUACCACAGUCUCCAAUACCCUUUUUCUGGACGUCCUGAAGUCUCAUACUGAUCCUGACAGAUACCUCCAGGCCCCAGCCAGCAGCAGCUUGGCUUACAUUUGUCUUCCCAGACACUCAGCAAACACUUUUGUGUCUUUUUUCUUUAGAGGAAGGGGUCUCACUGAGCUCACCCUGAAAUAUAUCACCAUGGACAAAAGGGCUGAAAGGUUAAGGAGCUCCAGGGGGGCAUGCAGCAGAGCUGGGGGGCAGGCGCCUGCCAGAACCAACACUAUAAAGGCAAAGAGGGGACGGGGCUCACAGAGGCUACAGAUCCUGUUUCACCUCCCUAAGUCCUCGACUAAAGAGAAGAUGCUGGGGCUCCCAGCGUGGCCCUGCUCGCUUUUCCUCCUCCUAGUUCUGCUCUCUGCCAGCGUACAAGCGAUGUCCUCAUCAGGACAAAGGCUCCAGGUGCUCCUUUCUCAUCUGCUGCCCUCGGACUCCGAAUCCAUGCCGGCCGAGGAGGACAUGAAAGAGGGGUCCAGCUCUGAACCGCAGCUGCUCUCCCCCCCACUGCCGCUCCUCCUGUCUGGGCCCCGAGCUGCACACCCCCUGCUCUGGCGCAAGGCCCUCGCCAGUCGCAAAAGAGCUCUCUCUGGAGACUGGGCCUGGAAGGCCGUGCCCCGGGGCUGCUUUGGGCUGAAAAUGGACCGCAUUGGGGCCUUCAGCGGGUUGGGCUGUUAGCCUGGAGAGACUGGAGGUGAGGGGGCCCGAAGUGAGGACGGCAGGAGGCCGGCCCUGGCCUCGCUCGUUCGCAGGCAGAGAGCAGGGGCGUGGAGAGCCGGCCCGGGACGAGACCCAGCUCGGGACGGGACGGGAUGGAGCAGGCAGCAGCGGGAGCCCCGAGGGCAGGGCGGGGAGCCGCGCCGCGCCGAGGACUCGUGAAUUAAACCGAGCCGUGUGAACCCUCGUGUCGGAGCUCGCGCCAGAGGCGCCCGCAGCGCUGAAGGGCUGCCGAGACGCGCGACCCUCACCGCACCCGCCGGGAGAUGGCGGCAAAGUCCGCGGCGCGGCACGGCGCGGCCCCCACGCGCGGGGCCAUUUUGGGUGCCGCCGCCAUUCCGGGUGGGCCGGGCUGCACGCGCGUGCGGGGCCCGGCGCUGCGGAGGAGGAGGAGGAGGAGGAGCGGGGGAGGAUGGGCGGCCGACGCAUCGAUCGCGGCCUCGGGACCGCCGCGUUGUCUCGUUCCGCCACGCUCUGCCCCUCGGCCGCUGCAGUGUUUGCCGAGCAAACAGAGGGGCCUCCGCGUGCCCUGCCAGCCCUGACCCCGCGACGUGCGGGGGCUCCCCCAGCCCCGGGCUCGCACCCCCCGGUAGGGCCGCACCGCCGCCUCCCCUGGCCUUUAAGAAAAGGUCGUAACCUCAGGCUGGGGCUAAACUUAGCCGCUGC
Molecule: messenger RNA, 2129 nt
Organism: Phasianus colchicus (ring-necked pheasant)
Lineage: Eukaryota; Metazoa; Chordata; Aves; Galliformes; Phasianidae
Biological process (GO): cGMP biosynthetic process; receptor guanylyl cyclase signaling pathway
Cellular component (GO): extracellular region
Molecular function (GO): hormone activity
Source: RefSeq, a predicted model, not a curated record